Messenger RNA from Rodentolepis nana, 990 nucleotides. Lineage: Eukaryota; Metazoa; Platyhelminthes; Cestoda; Cyclophyllidea; Hymenolepididae. The record is from the annotation of a GenBank genome assembly.
AUGUUCUCCUAUGACGACCAAUGUUUCUUCCUUCGUAUCUUGGAAUGCAAGAAGUGUCAAUUGAGGCGCCUCUAUCAUAAACUUGCAGCCAAAGAACUUGCUUCUAGAAAUGCCGCUGAGUUAAUCUCCGAACCCAUUAAAAUUAAACGCCAUUUUCAUAGUAUUACCCGACUACUCCGAGUGAUCAAUUCUAUCGACCAGCAAAUCAAAAACACCAAAUCACGUUAUGAACAACUUCAAAUCAGGAAAAUGGUUUGCAACGAGCACGUGAUAGACGUCUAUGAGUUUGUUAUUCGUGCGGCGGAUGAUAAUGUUCACCAUCUCCAUCUCUCUGGUAUAGGUUCUUCACCUCCCGCAAAAUGGGUCAAAGAAAUUAUUCCUCCCGGUCAAACAGAACUCUACUUCGUUGGCAGUGGUUGGAAGAGACGAGAUUUCCAAACCUCCAUUCUUUGCGAUAUUGUCAACAAAUCAAUGACUCUCUCCCCAGAGAAGAAACAAAGCAAAGCCAUCCGGGAUGCAAAUAGAAGGUGGGCGAAAGGUUAUAGUAAUGUUGAGAGUGCAAAAGUGGAACAGAAGGAGGAAGGAAAGAGUGUACGGUUUGCUCGAGGCAAUGGUCUUGUGACAGAACAUCGGCUGAUAUAUCAUGCUGGAGCGGCUAAAAUUCUUCGAAAGGAUAAAACAUGGGUACUUGAAUCACUGCAUCGCCAGCUAAUGGGGGAUGAAACAGAGGAACCCAAGAAAUUGGGUGAAUCUAAUAACAGGAGAGUUGCCAAGACUUCAGUCCAGCCAGAAGAGGAUAAAGGGGAAGACGGAGAGGGAAAUGUCGAAGAGAAGGAGAACUUUGAAUCCAUUUCUUUUGAAAAUGAAGUUGCUUCGAUCAUCUCCAGCGCCAAUUAUUAUGCCAAUGAUAAUUCUUCAGAAGAAAAAAGUUCAGGAAGUCAAAAAGAGGAUUCAGAGGAAGACUCUGAUGAUGACUUUGCAGACUUUUAA